Molecule: messenger RNA, 2541 nt
Organism: Halichondria panicea
Lineage: Eukaryota; Metazoa; Porifera; Demospongiae; Suberitida; Halichondriidae
Product: oxysterol-binding protein 1-like
Exons: 11
Coding region: 76-2463 (795 amino acids)
Cellular component (GO): perinuclear endoplasmic reticulum; intracellular membrane-bounded organelle; plasma membrane
Molecular function (GO): sterol binding
Source: RefSeq, a predicted model, not a curated record
CCUUUGUUGGAUGCCCUGCACACACACAGCUCAGUACAGUGCGCUGCAAGCUUGCAGAGAUUGAGAGUCGGAACAAUGGCUGAUUUUGGCAAAGAGAACCCGGAACAGCUCAAAGGAUGGUUGCUCAAGUGGACCAACUAUAUCAAAGGCUACCAGCGGCGCUGGUUCGUGUUGUCCAAUGGUCUCCUCUCCUAUUACAGGACACAAGAGGAGAUGGCACACACGUGUCGGGGCACGGUGAAUCUUGCUGGAGCUUUCAUAGACCCUAUAGACUUGACACAAUUUAUUGUCACCAAUGGCCCGUCGCAAGUGUACCACUUGAGAGCACUUAACGAAGUGGAAAAGCAGCGAUGGGUCACAGCCCUGGAGCUCGCCAAAGCCAAGGCUAUCAAGAAUCUAGAGUCAGAGAGUGAUAGUGGACCAGACUCAGAGGACGAGAAGAGAGGUGGUGGGUCUAAUGAGAACCCUCUAAUGGCUCUACAAGACAAACUGGCUGAGUUGGGUACAGCCCACGACAUCGUGGUCAAGAGUGGGCGUGGACUGGCCAAGAGCAUCGGAGAGUUGGAGGAGAGUGGUGGGCGUGGCGUUGGAGGGAAGCUCUCUGAACAGCUAGCACUCUUCAAACUCACUGCCCUAGGAAUGCUUAAAGCAGCAGAUGAGUUUGUGGUUCAGGGCAGGAAUACUGAGAGGAGGUGGUCCCGAGCUCUUCAACACGAGCACUCAAUCAGAGUACAACUACAAGAGAAUACGGAGGCAUUAGCCAAACAAAUGACACGUAUGGAGGAUGAGGCAAGACAGCAGUUUCAAGGAGCGACUGCACAAAAUGGCCCGCAUACAACAAACUCAACAAGUAAACCACUUCCUAAUUCAAAGACUGGGUCUCUGAAACGAGAGGGUAAACAAAACGCAAAGAAGCACGUCACUGUUUCUGGAGAGCGGCAAGUUCUAGAGAUGAUCGAUUCUCCAGAUGAUGAUGAUGACCAAUUUUUUGAUGCCCCUGAGAUUUCAGAUGAAGAUUGGGUCAAGGCGGCAAGCUCUGCCACGCCCACUCCGAGUACUCCAAGAGGUCACAAGAGGAAUAUUAGUACCACGUCUGUGAACGAAGCUCAUGAUUUAGUCGCUAACUCCCCGGGAGAGGGCGUCGACAAACCUCCAGUCAGCUCAGACAGGAGGAUGUCGAAGAUUCCUGAAGCCCCCACGUCCAACUUUCUGCUGGAUGUUCAACCCACCCUCCCCCAGAGGAGGACAGCUGUUCCUCCCAAACCCUCGUAUCGGCUCAACUAUUGGUCCAUCAUGAAGAAUUGUAUCGGCAAAGACCUCUCCAAGAUACCCAUGCCAGUCAACUUCAACGAGCCCCUGUCCAUGCUUCAGAGGAUGGGUGAAGAGAUGAAGUAUGCAGAUAUACUCCACAGGGCGGCAAAUGCCCAGGACACACUGGAGGAAAUGGCAUACGUGGGUGCAUUCGCAAACUCCCCCUAUGCUGCCACUGCUGGUCUAAGAGCCAACAAACCAUUCAACCCCAUGCUUGGAGAAACCUACGAGUGUGACAGGAGAGCUGAGAUGGGAUGGAGAUGCAUAUUUGAACAAGUGAGUCACCAUCCACCCAUGUUCUCUGAGUACUGUGAGGGAAAGGACUGGACAUUCUGGCAAGAGUACACAGUGUCCUCCAAGUUCAGAGGCAAAUAUUUGACUGUCUACCCGAUUGGAGCUUGCCAUCUGGUGUUCCACAAGACCAAGAGUCACUACACUUGGUGCAAGGCGGUCACCACUGUGCAUAACAUCAUUGUGGGGAAGCUGUGGAUUGACCAGUCUGGAGAAAUCAAGAUAACUAAUCACACCACAAGAGAAGAGGGGCUGCUCAAGUUCCAUGCCUACAGUUACUUCUCCAGGGAACAACAGAGAAAGAUCUCUGGUCAUGUACAAGAUGUUGAUGGUAACGUACGCUAUGUAUUGAAGGGCUACUGGGACCAACAGUUCGAUAUGGCUAAGGUGAUAGGUGGAGAGGGGAAAAACCUGGAGACAGAGCCAUGCCAGACACUGUGGAGAGUGCAGGAACCAGAACCUGGGAAUGAGGUAAUGUAUGGGUUUGCUCACUUCACAUCCUCACUCAAUGAACUUGAGCCGGGGAUAGCCCCCACUGAUUGUCGCUUUAGACCAGACCAGAGAAUCAUGGAGGAGGGGGACUUCCCUAGAGCAGACAAAGAAAAACUUCGUCUUGAGGAGAAACAAAGAGCCAAGCGUCGGAAGAGAGAGGCACUAGCAGCUCAAGCAGCCAAAGCCUCAGCAAGAGGAGAUGUUGAGGAGGCAGAGAGACUCAAAGAGGAGGCCACUUACAAGCCAGUGUGGUUCAGCAAAGAAUACGACCCUCUCACCAACACGAUGAUGCAUGUGUACAAAGGAGGUUAUUGGGAGGCCAAGCAAACUGGAGACUGGGACAAAUUCAACUUACCCGACUUGUAUUGAUCAUUUCUUUUAUUUGUUUUUUUCUAUCAAGAGUGGUGUACACAGUGUAUAAUUGUACAAUAUUUAAUUUUAACUGUG